This is a messenger RNA of Diversispora eburnea, 906 nucleotides long. NCBI's taxonomy places the organism in Eukaryota, Fungi, Glomeromycota, Glomeromycetes, Diversisporales, Diversisporaceae. The record is from the annotation of a GenBank genome assembly.
AUGGACGUAGAUGGAGUAAAAUCGAAAAAUGCAAUGGAACAUUUUGUUAAUUAUAAUCCUGAUAAAUUUUCAACUUUUUUCAAAUUCCCAAAUAGGUUAGCAAAACAUCUACAUGGUAGAGCAACACUUGCAAUAGUUCGAGCAGUACCAAAACAUUAUUUAGAUUUACCAACACUUAAAAAUAUCAAAAUUCAAAGAUGUUUUAAAUUUUCGAGUCGUUGGAGUGAUCGUGAGACAAAUUUACUAAAUAAUCUUGUUGCACACUUUGGUCCUUACUGGUUUUCCGUAGCUGCGAAUCUUCCUGGCAGAAUUCUAAAUAUGGAAGAUAGCAGAUUAUUACCCAUACUUUUACUUGAUGUCUAUCCUAAUCGUUUGACAGCGACUGAAUUAAAAAAGUUAUUUAUUCUUGCGAGGGAACAUGAUUCAAAUUGGUUUAAAAUAGCUGAAAAUUUACCGGGAGGAACACCAUCUUAUGCUGAUUGUCUUGAAUCUUAUCAUUCUCAUAAAUAUUUAUUUGCUCAUGUUUCAUAUCAACGUGAGUUAAUUUCUUGGUCAGAAGCAGAGGAAAAAUUAUUAAAGGAUUUAAUAGGGAACUACAAUGAGGAUUUUGAUAGAAUUGCAAAAUUCUUUCCUGGGAGAGGAUAUACUUCUAUAAGAACAUAUUAUAGUCAGCAUCAAGAAGAAUUUGGUUUAAAGGAUUGUUCAUUAGAUGAAAUAGAGAAAAAAGCACCAUGGACAGGAAUUGAAGAAAAUAAAUUAAUUAAUCUUGUCAGACUUUAUCAUGAAGAAUGGAAACAGAUUUCUAAUUAUUUACCAAAUAGAUCUCCAGAAGCCUGCAAACGCAAACAUUAUACCAUUCUCCAUCAGGAAGUACCAAGCUCGGAAUUAUUUCUAAAAAUUAUUUAA